CAUCGGUACACUUACCGUGCCGUACAGGAAGUAGCUACUGUCGUCAUCUCCGUUUAGCGGCUAUGUUUUACGAGGUCUCUUUCUGAAGAAGCAGCAAUGAUGUCUGGCACCGGGGGAGGGAAGCGAGCCUCAGGUGGGGACAGCCCCCCUGGUCCACCUGAGAAGAAGAUUAAAAAAGAGGAGAAGACCACCACCACUCUCAUUGAGCCUAUACGCAUUGGGGGAGUUUCCUCUACGGAGGAAAUGGACAUGAAAGUGAUCCAGUUUAAGAAUAAGAAGCUGAGUGAGCGUCUGGAGCAGAGGCAGACCAUGGAGGACGAGCUGCGAGAGAAGAUCGAGAAGCUGGAAAAGCGACAAGCCACUGAUGAUACCACACUGCUCAUUGUGAAUCGUUACUGGUCCCAGUUGGAAGAAAAUGUUCACGUCCUGCGCCUACGCAUUGACCCCACGGUGGUCCCAGCACCACCUGCUACGCCUGCCCCUACCCCAAUAGAAGAGGAUGGUAUGAUGAUCCCACCACCCCCUCCUCCAGCACCAGAAAACGAGGAGCAACAGCCUCCCCCACCUGAUGUUAUGGAGAAAGCUCCUGAACCACAGCAGGACUCGGCAACAGCACCGCCACCCUCUACUUCCCUUAGUGAGAGUGCCAAGGCCUUCCUCUCCAUUCUGGACAACAGCAGUGAGGAGGAGCUCAGCCUUCAGCUGCAGGACAGGAUGCAGUUUAGCAAAGAGGCUGCUGCUUGCAUGGUCUGCGUCUUCGACAGGCUGCACAGCCGCAUCGAUGGCUUAUGCACCCAGAUCCAGUCCGCAGUGUGUGAGGACGACAGCCAGGAAGAGCUGCUCCGUCUGAAUCGUACUCUGCUGGAGGAGAAUAGCAGACUGCAAGACCUGGCUUCCUCCCUGCAGAGCAGACACCACAAGAUGUCUAUGGAGUACAAUGAGCUUGUGGAUAAGGUGACGAGCUCAGAGACCAAGGUGUCUGAGAUGGAGACUGCUGUGGAGGAUCUGCAGUGGGACAUCGAGAAGCUCCGUAAGAGGGAACAGAAGCUCAACAAGCAUCUAGCUGAGGCACUGGAACAGUUGAACUCGGGCUACUACACCACUGGCAGCUCAGGGGGGCUACCCGGAGGCCAGAUCACUCUCAAUAUACAGAAGUUUGAGAGCCUGAAUGCAGAGUUGGAGCAGAAUCAGGAGCUGGCCAACAACCGCAUGGCGGAACUGGAGAAACUCCAGCAGGAGCUCCAGGAGGCUGUGAGGGAGAGUGAGAAGCUUAAGUUGGACCUGAAAAAUAUUCCAGAGGAAGUGGUGAAGGAGACCGCAGACUACAAGUGCCUGCAGUCCCAGUUCUCACUGCUCUACAACGAGUCUCUGGGGGUGAAGACCCAGCUGGACGAGGCCCGUGCCCUGCUCCUCACCGCCAAGAACGCCCACCUCAGACAGAUAGAGCAUAUGGAGAGUGACGAGCUGUCACUACAGAAGAAGCUCCGCACAGAGGUCAUCCAGCUGGAAGACACGCUGGCCCAGGUGCGCAAGGAGUACGAGAUGCUGCGCAUCGAGUUUGAGCAGAACCUGGCGGCCAACGAGCAAGCAGGCCCAAUCAACAGAGAGAUGCGCCACCUCAUCAGCAGCCUCCAGAACCACAACCACCAGCUGAAAGGUGACGUGCAGCGCUACAAGCGGAAGCUCAGAGAAACACAGAUGGAGAUUAACAAGUUGCGGUGCCAGAGUGGUGACACUGGGCUUCUGUCGUUGGAGGAGCCGGUGAGCGACAGCCUGGAGGUGAAGAAAGAAGAGGAGGAAGACCAAGAGGAGGAGGAGGAGAGGAGGAGGGAGCUGGAGAGACAGCGGGCCCGGGAGAGAGAGAGGGAGGCCGAGAGGGAACGGGAGAGGGAACGAGAAAGGGAGCGACAGCGCAGCGAGGAGUUGAAGAGGAAAGAUUCGGACACUCUGAAGAUGCUGAGGGCGGAACUUAAGAAAGCCCAGGAGUCUCAGAAGGAGAUGAAGCUACUUUUGGACAUGUACAAAUCAGCUCCCAAAGAGCAGCGAGACAAAGUGCAGCUUAUGGCAGCAGAGCGCAAGUCUAAAGCCGAGGUGGAUGAGUUGCGGGUGCGGGUUCGAGAGCUGGAGGAGAGGGAGAGGAAGGAGAGCAAGAAGCUGGCUGAUGAAGACGCUCUCAGGAAGAUCCGCGUGGCAGAGGAGACGAUCGACCACCUACAGAAGAAGCUCACUGCCACCAAACAGGAGGAAGAGGCCCUACUGAGUGAGAUGGACGUGACGGGUCAGGCCUUUGAGGACAUGCAGGAGCAGAACAGCCGGCUAAUGCAGCAGCUGAGGGAGAAGGACGACGCCAACUUCAAGCUGAUGUCGGAACGCAUCAAGUCCAACCAGAUCUACAAGCUGCUGAGGGAGGAGAAGGAGGAGCUGGCCGACCAGGUGCUCACCUUCAAGACCCAGGUGGAAGCACAGCUAUUGGUUGUACAGAAGCUGGAGGAGAAGGAGGGCAUCCUCCAGAGCACACUGGCCACUCUGGAGAAAGAGUUAGGAGUCCGCACACAAGCACUAGAACUCAACAAGAGGAAGGCGGUGGAGGCAGCCCAGCUGGCUGAGGACCUGAAGGUGCAGCUGGAACACACCCAGUCCAAGCUGAGAGAGAUCCAGGUGUCUGUGUCCGAGAACCGCACCGCCAGAGAGAGGGAGUUGGGCAACCUCAAAAGAGCACAGGAGGACCUGUCCAGGCUACGACGAAAGCUGGAGAAGCAGAAGAAAGUGGAGGUGUACACUGAUGCUGAUGAGAUCCUGCAGGAGGAGAUUAACCAGUACAAGGCGAAGCUGCGUUGUCCGUGCUGCAACACCCGCGACAAGGAGACGGUGCUCACCAAGUGCUUCCACGUGUUCUGCUACGAGUGUCUGAAGACGCGCUACGACACCCGACAGAGGAAGUGCCCCAAGUGUAACUGUGCCUUCGGGGCCAACGACUUCCACCGCAUCUACAUCACCUAACUCCGUUACCAUGGAGAGGAGGAAUAGAAGAGAACAGAGCCAAAGGAGAGGGAGACAAAUAUAAUAGUGAGGGUGUGGUUGGAGAGGUGUCUGGAGAGCUUAGUUUCUCAGUUUUAAUGGCUCCUUUUGGAAAGACUUUCUUAAAUUGCAUCAUUGCCGGUUGGUGCUAAGUGACCAAACAGAUAGAGAGUUGUGAUUGAUUGAGAUGUACGGUAGGUAGUAAUAAAUACAGAAGUGCUCAUGCACACAUACCAAGGUAUUACUACUUCUGUUUUUCUGUCCCAUCUUAGUUUGUCAGAUCUUGCCCAUGUGGAAUUCUUCACUUUUAACCGAGCCCAUUUUUAAGCUGUUAUUCACCUUUUAAAAGUGAACUGGGAUGUUGUCGUGGUGCUGUAUGAUUUGUAUACAGACUUACCCAGAAUCAUCCUUUAGAACACCUGUAUGUGCUUGUUUUGGAUAUUCUAAGAAAAGAAGCCCAAUCUCAAGAACUGAGAUUCCUUUACUGGACACAUAUUAGUUCAGACGUUGUGUACAUUACGACUCCAUUCAGUUGAAAUUGAGUUUCUUUCAUUAUCGUAAUGAUCAGGUAUGCACCUGUGGAGAGAUUUCACCGGAUAAUGCUAUUGUCAAUACCUAGGAAUCAUUCGACAUAAAGUUGGCAGUUAAGUUUGACUUAGAAUCAGCACAAACAGGAGUGUUAAGGAUAACCUGUUAUAACCAAGCCCAUUGCUAGCAGAUUGAGCGCCUCAGUCACACACAACAUCUGCAGGUUUUAGUGCUUCAUUACUGAUGACAUUUCAGUGGAAGAGUCAGCUCACGAGUGUCAUCUUAAGUGGGCCGUCCCAUCCAGCUCUUUCAAGACUACUUAAAGAUUACUGGAACAUUAAAGGGGCAAUAUGUAAUAUUUUUGCAUUGUAAUUUCAGAAAAGGUCCUUAAUGUAUCUACAGUAAUAGUGGAAGGAUAGUUUCACUAUGUUUAUUCCCCCCAAAAAUGUUUGGGCCCACACGAAAUUCCAUUCUAAUGGUGCAGACUUCUUGACUGGGGCCAUCAAAGGGCAAGAAAUCACUCAGCCCCAGUCAAUUUGACAACUAGAGACGGUCCGUUGUUGAAUUGUUACAUGUAGUACCUUUAAAGUCUCAAAACAUAUGUUACAACCAUGUUCUGCCUUAAUGGAAUCUCUGAACCCCAUUUUCCUCAGUUCUGAUGAUGCUAGCUGUUUAUUGAGAGCUUGGUGAUGUGUUUGAUGUUAGCUCCUGUGAGAACCAAAAUCAUAGCUGGCCUCAAAAAACCACAGUGAGACUCUUGUGAUCUAAAGUAAAUUGCAAAAAAACAUAAUACAUCUGUUCAAAAUAAGACCUCUAUAAUAUUUUGUUGUAAUGUUUGAGUUUUGAGACUCAGGAUAUUUGGAUUGGUAUUAAUGAGUGGACAGUGUGGGCUCUGUGUUAUGAACAUACAUGCCAUAGACAAAGGAGCAGUUCUCAUUUGGAACAUAGUGAUCAUUUUGUAUUUCACAGAGCGUAGAAGUUGUACGUUUUCCUAGUAAAAACAUACACUUGUGCAUCAUGA
Coregonus clupeaformis (lake whitefish) is the source of this 4567-nucleotide messenger RNA. RefSeq names its product E3 ubiquitin-protein ligase BRE1B. The transcript has 20 exons. Gene Ontology annotation, cellular component: nucleus; HULC complex. Gene Ontology annotation, molecular function: metal ion binding; ubiquitin protein ligase activity. The coding region runs from base 97 to 3000 and encodes 967 amino acids. The record is from RefSeq and is a predicted model, not a curated record. NCBI's taxonomy places the organism in Eukaryota, Metazoa, Chordata, Actinopteri, Salmoniformes, Salmonidae.